CUUUAUUUUUUCGUCAACUCACCCACCAGUCUCCGGUGCACUAUCAAAGCAACAACAUCGAAUAGCGGCAAUGUGAACCCCCCCGAAAAAAAAGAGGAAAAUUUGACCCCGGAAGAACAUUUUUAUAGGUGUUGUGUGUGUGUGUGUGUGCGUGCGUGUGUAUAUAAAAAUGACCGAUUUCUCAAUGAACGAUAUCUUGAGAUCGUUCAGAAAAAUGCGUAUGAAUAAAAAUACAGGUCAAGGCGGUCAUCAUUACCACCACAAUCAUCAUAAUCAUCACCAGCAUCAUCAUCAUCAUCAUCAUCAUAAUCAGCAUACAUCAAUCUAUGUUUCAAAUUAUGCUGCACAACAAACAAAAGAUUUAAAAAAAGUCAUCAAAAUUAUAAAAAAAAGUUUGCUUAAGGAGAAAAUAACCAGCCAAAUGAAAAUUCUUGUUUAA
Molecule: messenger RNA, 439 nt
Organism: Drosophila willistoni
Lineage: Eukaryota; Metazoa; Arthropoda; Insecta; Diptera; Drosophilidae
Product: lysine-specific demethylase 7B
Exons: 1
Coding region: 170-439 (89 amino acids)
Source: RefSeq, a predicted model, not a curated record